This is a messenger RNA of Aaosphaeria arxii CBS 175.79, 2009 nucleotides long. Its product is annotated as GMC oxidoreductase. Lineage: Eukaryota; Fungi; Ascomycota; Dothideomycetes; Pleosporales. Bases 88 to 1944 code for a protein of 618 amino acids. The transcript has a single exon. Gene Ontology annotation, molecular function: oxidoreductase activity, acting on CH-OH group of donors; flavin adenine dinucleotide binding. The record is from RefSeq and is a predicted model, not a curated record.
CCCAUGCUUCCCGUCAUAAUGGGACCUGUUGCUUUCACUCCACGAUCAACGCCGCAAUCUCUUUCCGUACUCUGUACCUAGCCAGUCAUGGCCGGUGGAAGUUCCCAAUCACAUGUGCAGGCCCUGCUGGGUGGUAUCCGUCGAUUGGCUAUUACUGAGGGGGACACGUUUGACUUCAUCAUCGUUGGCGGAGGUACCGCAGGCUUGGUACUAGCGAAUAGAUUGACCGAAGACGCAAACAUCACGGUCGCGGUCCUCGAAGCCGGGGCAUGUCUAGAUACUCACCCUCGGGUCAAGACGCCAGCCCUAUAUGCCACUCUCCUCGGUUCUGAUGCGGAUUGGAACGCAACCACAGAGCCGCAGGAGGCUCUCGGUGGUAGACAAUUAAAGAUACCACUUGGCCGCGCGCUGGGUGGCAGCAGUGCCAUCAACAGUCAAGUAUUCGCGCCCAGCUCCAAGGUGAACCUAGACACCUGGGCCACCCUAGGAAAUGAAGGAUGGGAUUGGGAGUCCCUUGUUCCGUACUUCAAGAGAUCACACACGCUCGUUCUACCAUCAGACCCUGCAGUACUAGAACACCUCGGCCUUGAGAAUCUCGAUCCAUCAAGAGGUGGCUCCAAAGGUCCUGUCCAAGUCUGCUACCCGAACGAGUCAGAGAAUCCUUUACCUCAUGUCUGGAUCGAAACUCUCGAGAAGCUCGGCUACGUCGGGACUGGAGAUCCAUUCCACGGCGAUGCCAAAGGUGUCUUCACGCUACCAGCCACAAUCGAUGCGCAGAAUCGCGAACGAAGCUAUUCCGGCUCAGCUUACCUGCUUCCCGUAAAGAACAAGCCGAACCUAACCAUCAUCAUUGGCGCCAUUGUCCAAAAAGUGCUACUAACUGGCUCCGAUCCAAACGUCAUCGCCACCGGCGUGCAAUAUCUCAAAGACUCUAAAUUAAUCACGGCUAUAUGCAAACGAGAAGUGAUCAUUUCUGCUGGAGCGUUGAACUCACCCAAGAUCCUUGAAUUAUCUGGUAUCGGAAACGCUCAAUUACUGAGCGAGCAUGGGAUUCAUCCAGUCAUUGAUAACCCCAACAUCGGAGAGAACUUGAAAGAUCACAUCUACACGGGGCUAAGCUUUGAAGUCCGUGACGGAGUAGAUACUCUCGACGAUCUGUACAGGCAAGAUCCUACGAAGAUCCAGGAAGUCAUGAAAGCUUAUGCAACAGAUCGAACAGGUCCACUGACUGCCACCAUCUACUCGUUCGCUUUCAUCACCCUCCCCGAGGAUGUAGGAGAAGAGUUGAUAAGAAAACUCGACCUAGAUGCACAGGGUAGUGAUGUUAAUCAACGCUGCAGCCUAGGCAAAGUAUUACUCAAAUCCGCCCAGCCGACCGCCUCUCUUUAUGCCUAUGCUGCUCAAGGAAACUUCACCGGCGCCCCGUUGAAAGACGCUGACCUCCUUCCCAACAACUUCUAUUCUAUCGACUGCGGUCUUCUUCAGCCCCUCUCUACUGGUUCCACGCACAUCAGGUCCGCCGACCCAUCAGCCACUCCACUGCUCGACCCAAGAUACCUCACCCAUCCCUUAGACAAGGAAAUUAUCUCUCAACACAUGAUGUUGAUAUCUCGCAUAGCCAACACCACUCCCCUGAAAUACCUUCUAAAAACCCGCGGCGCACGUAAUGCUGAAGCGCCGCAAGAUAUUGCGGAUCCUAUAGCGCUGAAAAAGUAUGUUAGCCAAACCGUCCAAAGUUCGGGUCACUUCAUGGGAACAUGUGCAAUGCUGCCUAGGGAGGACGGUGGCGUUGUCGAUACGAGACUAAAGGUCUGGGGAACGAGGAACCUGCGGGUAGUAGAUGCGAGUAUUUUCCCCAUUCCGACAACGGGAUUGCCGAUGGCCACGGUGUAUGCGGUGGCAGAGAAAGCAGCCGAUAUUGUCAAGGAGGAUGCGGCACUAUGAAUCUCGAAGUCCUGGUAUCGUGCGUGUGUCGAAAUAUGACGAUUCAGUGACAUUGGGAAAUACAG